Arachis duranensis is the source of this 1808-nucleotide messenger RNA. Its product is annotated as glycerol-3-phosphate 2-O-acyltransferase 6. The record is from RefSeq and is a predicted model, not a curated record. Gene Ontology annotation, molecular function: phosphatase activity; glycerol-3-phosphate 2-O-acyltransferase activity. The transcript is spliced from 2 exons. Lineage: Eukaryota; Viridiplantae; Streptophyta; Magnoliopsida; Fabales; Fabaceae. The coding region runs from base 140 to 1636 and encodes 498 amino acids. Gene Ontology annotation, cellular component: membrane. Gene Ontology annotation, biological process: cutin biosynthetic process.
CAUAACAUUCCUAAGCUAUAUUAUUUCUCUAACAACUAUAAAGCUACAUCAAAACACACAUACUCUUUAAUUUUCCUAAGUUCUUUCUCCAUUUUUUUUUCAUUUUUUAUUUUGGCUUCUCCCAUUUUCUCUCCUUGACAUGAUCAUGGGAAGCUUUAGCCAAUUUCCACCAAUUUCCAAAUGUAACAUCGAAAACCGAUCAAAUCAGCACGUCGUGGCUUCAGACCUAGAUGGAACGCUUCUCGUGUCGAGAAGCGCUUUUCCUUACUACAUGCUUGUAGCCAUUGAAGCCGGUAGCAUGCUAAGAGGAUUAGUUCUCUUAGUCUCGGUACCCUUUGUAUAUUUUACGUACCUUUUCUUAUCCGAGACACUGGCAAUCAAGACCUUGAUCUUCAUUGCCUGUGCAGGCCUGAAGAUGAAGAAUAUUGAGCUAGUGUCUCGGUCCGUGUUACCAAGAUUCUAUGCUGAGGACGUACAUCCAAAAACAUGGAGAGUGUUCAAUUCGUUUGAAAAAAGGUACAUUGUAACCGCUAGUCCAAGGAUUAUGGUGGAACCAUUUGCAAAGACCUUUUUGGGUGCUGAUAAGGUUCUUGGGACAGAACUAAGUGUAACAAAAUCAGGAAGGGCAACAGGGUUUGUUAAGGAGCCUGGUGUAUUGGUUGGUGAACACAAGAAAGAAGCUGUUAUGAAAGAAUUUGGGCCUCAAAGCUUACCAGAUUUGGGACUUGGAGAUAGUUUAUCUGACUAUGAAUUUAUGUCAAUUUGCAAGGAAGCAUACAUAGUGCCAAGGACAAAAUGUGAUCCCUUACCAAGAAACAAGCUUCUAAGCCCAAUUAUCUUCCAUGAAGGGCGUUUAGUUCAAAGGCCAACCCCACUAAUUACCCUUUUAACCUUCCUAUGGAUGCCAAUAGGUAUAAUACUCUCAAUCCUAAGGGUGUACCUUAACAUCCCUCUCCCUGAAAAAAUUGCUUGGUACAAUUACAAGCUCUUAGGAAUAAGGGUAAUUAGAAAGGGUACCCUUCCACCAGCACCAGGUAAAGGCCAAAAAGGUGUCCUAUUUAUUUGCAACCAUAGAACCGUAACGGACCCAAUUAUCAUAGCCGUUGCUCUAGGAAGAAAAGUUAGUUGUGUGACAUAUAGUAUUAGCAAAUUCAGCGCAUUAAUUUCACCAAUUAAGACCGUGGCAUUGUCUAGGGAGAGAGAAAGAGAUGCUGAGAAUAUUAAGAGGUUGUUGGAGGAGGGUGAUUUGGUAAUUUGCCCUGAGGGUACAACUUGUAGGGAACCCUUUCUAUUGAGGUUCAGUGCACUCUUUGCUGAAUUAACGGAUAGGAUUGUUCCCGUUGCAAUUAACACUAAGCAGAGUAUGUUUUAUGGUACUUCCGUUAAUGGGUACAAAUUCUUUGACCCUUAUUUUGUGUUCAUGAAUCCAAUGCCUACAUAUGAGGUCACUUUCUUGAACCAAUUGCCGCUGGAGUUGACUUGCAAAGGAGGGAAAUCUGCAAUUGAAGUUGCUAAUUAUAUUCAGAGGGUUCUUGGUGGGACUUUAGGGUUUGAAUGCACCAAUUUGACUAGGAAGGAUAAGUACCUCAUGCUUUCUGGAACAGAUGGAACAGUUCCAUCUAAUAAGAAACAUUGAAGAAACUUGAGAGAAGAAACAAAAAUAAAAGGAGGGGUGUUUUGGUAAAGUGUGCAUAUUACUUACUAUAUGGUGUGCUAAAAAUAUGAUGAUAUAUAGCUACAAUCAAAAUACAGUUGUUCUUCUAAUUUUCUAUUGGUAAUAAUAAUGAGAAAUGUUAUUUUUUAUAUAA